Thlaspi arvense is the source of this 1254-nucleotide messenger RNA. Lineage: Eukaryota; Viridiplantae; Streptophyta; Magnoliopsida; Brassicales; Brassicaceae. The record is from the annotation of a GenBank genome assembly.
AUGGCCGAAACCCUAGAACCCUCCCUCGUCGGGGAAAUCGAUACUUCGGCGCCAUUCGAGUCAGUGAGAGAGGCCGCCACUCGGUUUGGCGGAUUCGGUUUCUGGAAACCUUCUUCCAUUAACAUCCUCGAAGCUUCUUAUCAGAACGAUGUGGAUGAAGCUAAUAUGGUGGCGAAAGCGAGUGAUUUAGAGAAGGAACUGAUUGCGAAAGAAGGAGAAACUUUAAAGGUGUUGAAAUCGCUCGAGUCGACCAAAGCCAUCGUCGAAGAGCUUAAAUCAAAGCUACAGCGAAAUGAAGAGAAAGAGAACUGCGACAUGAAUGUUCUGCAAGAACUGAACCAAGCAAAGACGAAUCUUUGCAAGACAACCGAAGAUCUGGCUGCUAUACGCGAGUCCGUUGAGCUACUGAACAAGAGACUGGAAGAGGAACGAGCUGCACUCGACAAGACGCGAGAGAGGCUAAACUCUGAGAAUGCAGCAGAGAUCUCCAAGGAGAUUCAGAGAUUAAGCUACGAGGCUAAGGAGUUCAGUAAAACAGGAGAGGAUGCGCGUUUUGCGGUUGAGAAAGCUGUGGCUGAGAUCGAACAAACGAGGAACAAGAUCAAAGCUGCUGAGAUGCGUUUGGUCGCUGCUAGGAAGAUGAAGGAAGCUGCUAGAGCCGCUGAAGCAGUUGCAAUCGCUGAAAUCAAAGCUGUUACUGGGAGAAGAAGAAGAAGAAGAGGAAAUGGUCAAGAGACGUUGCAGGAGGAGAUUCUGGAGAAGAUAGAAGAAACGGCGCAAGAAAUCAGAAGCAGCAAGAGGACGCUGGAGGAAGGUCUGGAGAGAGUGAAUUCUGUGAAAACGGAGGAAGCAGAAGAGACCCUGCAGGGGAAAUGGCAGUGGUCCGAACAUAGGAGGAGAUCAUCAUCACACAUGGGCAAGUACAAGAACAGGAGAGAGACGCUUCUGAUGGAUGUAAACGGUCUGAAUCUGAUGAUGAAUGGCGACGGGACAUCAUCCUCAGUUGCUGUCUUGAAACCAACGAUGUCGAUAGGGCAAAUACUCAGCAGGAAACUGCUCCUCGCGGAUGAGUCAGCGAUGAUGAUGAACGGGAGAGUGUCGUUGGGUCAGAUUCUUGGGAAGACUAAUAACAUUAAAGAAAAAGAGAAGAAGGUGAAUGGGAAGAGGAAGAGGUUCGGAUUGGCCAAGUUAUCUGUGAUGUUGAACAAAGAGAGCAAGAAUAAGAAGAAGAAGAUAGCUUUGAACUUACAGUGA